AUGUGGCGCCUUCCCCUCACUGUUAACACUCGCGACACCAACACCGCUAACCCACGGUCUUUAGCCCUGUCUUCAGCCUCGGAAGUACCUGAGAAAGAACGCAAUCCUCCUACAGUCCCGACACAACUCGACUUCCCUGCCUACCGUCUCCCCGAUGUCGUCCCCGAUGACUCUGACUCGACCCUCCGCGACCUCUUCACACAAUUAGCCUCCAUUAAGAGGCCCCAGGAUAUCUCCAUUGAUCGCUUCAAGCCUCUCAACCUCCACGUUGACUCCGAUGUCGACGUUCAGCAGAUGUUCCCCGCCGACCAGGCGCGGACUCUACCUCCGCUGCCCUGGGAGGAGGUGGCGGAAAUCAAGCCCGCCGGGGAAGGUGAGGAUCAAGCGCCGCCGCUAAUGAGCAAUGGGCUUCCUUAUCCGUCCAGAGACCGCUUCGAAACCCUCCGGGCAGAGUUGUCGUUGGAUCAAGAUGACAGCUUCCGCGAAGUGGCUCGUCUGCCACCCCGCGAAGGCCGGAGCCGUGUUCGCGUGACCCAGUCCAGGAAGUUCUGGACGGGCCUCGAGCGCAUGUCGCAGUACUGGGAUACAAGUAUCGACAAUUAUUUUGAACGCCCCAUUACACCGGAGCCGACACCGCGCCAGACCCCUCCCGCGAAACAUGAAGCCCAGGGUGACGAAAUGCAGACGGACGGGCCAUUCCUCGAUUCAACCCAAACUGGCUCGGCGGAUGGCAAGAUGGACGUGGAUAGAUCCGAAGCCGAUGACGGCACGCCUUGCAAUGACGGUGGCUCCGAUGCAAAGAUCUCCCGCCCGACGGUGCGCAUGUACACGGGUCGCCGUAUUGGCGCCGGCACCGAAAUGCCUGACGACGUGCGGGACGAGACCAUUCGUUCCUUCAUUGAGAUGGCAGCCUGGCCCUUCGGGUGCCAGGUCACCGUUCCCACAUUACCGCCGCGGUUGACGGUCGGAAAUCUGCUGUUCCCCGUGCGGCAAUCCUUUCAAGUAGCCCGCUCUCCAAGAGACCGGCAGAUCGCCAGACAGGGUAUCCUCGAGGGACCCGUCUUCAUUGCGCAGUGCCGCCCCGAAACCGUCUUCCGAGUCACGGGCGACGAGCCGGGCUCGGGCAUCGGAGAGGUGUGCGACCUGUUCCGAGAAGUCGGUGGCAUGCUUCUUGCCGCGCAGGAGCGUGCUCGUGAGGGUGCAGUUGAGCUGCGGCCCGGCGAGGGUAAGUGGUGGACUACAAAGGCGCGUUUUGGUGGUGCUCCUAACGACGGGAUCCUGGAUGAUCUCGUCAGGAACGCUGGAAUCCCUAUCCCAGACUCCAUGCUUGGGGACAGCCCUUCCGCCCAGGAGGCGGAAUCCGCUCGCAAGCGGCACAAGUUCGAGCAUUCCCAGGGUUCGUAUUCCACAUCUCUAGCGCGUCGGCCUAGUGCCAUGCGUAAGCUUUCCAGUGGUGAGAAAUGGAAGAUCCUGCAGCCUGGUCCAAGUCUGUGGGAUAAGCGCAUGAUCUAUCAGCAGAUUGGCAGAGCGAACGACAGCGCUUACGAUGAUAUAUACAUGGUCUCAUCAAUCAACCACCAUGUCGCCAUCCUGCAUCUCCGGGUCCACCGCCACUACCUCGAAGUCCUCAGCAAAGGCGGCAGCGUACACCCCAAAGCCUCCGACCCGGACCAGUCAUGGCACGUUCUCAAGCUCCAGCGUACCCGGUGGUACGACCUGUUAGACGCAAACGACCGGAUCGAGGCUCUCAAGGGUACCUGGAGUCUAUUCCACUACCAGCUGAGAACGACUCACCGCGACGGUUGA
Penicillium cinerascens is the source of this 1806-nucleotide messenger RNA. RefSeq lists its product as uncharacterized. The transcript has 2 exons. The record is from RefSeq and is a predicted model, not a curated record. Bases 1 to 1806 code for a protein of 601 amino acids. Lineage: Eukaryota; Fungi; Ascomycota; Eurotiomycetes; Eurotiales; Aspergillaceae.